AUGGCGUCUCAAGUACCCAUCCCUGGUACGGUUCAACUCGUCGAUGCUCAGGGCAUCUUCAACGUCAAGCAUGGUCAACAAGCCCGAGACAUUGUCCUUGUCCCCCAACCCACCGACAAUCCCGAUGAUCCUUUACGAUGGAGCGUCCCCCGAAAGACAAGAAACAUCAUCUGUGCUAUGACGUGGUGCUUCUUUGUUGCUGCCAUGAUCUCGGGCCUGUCGCCGGCGUACCUUCUCAUCGAGCGCGAUACUGGAAUUUCUGUUGCCGACCUCAGCACGGGAAAUGGCCUUCUCUUUCUGUUUCUCGGCUGGGGUACAAUGAUUACACAGUGUCUUGCACUGAACUACGGCCGUCGCUUGACCCUCAUGGUGUCUAUCAUCUGCACCACUGGCGUAACCCUAUGGACAGCAUACGUGCAGACGAGAGGGGAGUUCUUCGCCAACAGAAUCCUCCUCGGCAUUGUGUCUUCUCCACAGGAGACGCUCAUUGAGGUUAUCAUCGGAGAUAUCUUCUUUACGCACGACCGAGGUUUCUACAUGGGUGCUUACAGUUGGACCCUAUGGUGCGGUGCGUUUCUGGCGCCCGUGGCAUCUGGCUACGUCGCGCAGGAUCUUGGUUGGCGAUGGGUCCAAUAUGUCUUGACCUUCAUUGGAGCCGGCGUUGCAGUUGUAACCUUCUUUUUCUUUGAAGAGACAAUGUUCUACCGCCAUAACAACGUUGGAGACUUUCGCGGCAUCUCGGGUCUUGACCCAGACCACACGGGCAAUGUCACCGAAGUGGUUGCUGACGCCAAGUCCGGUGCAGACGAAGAGGCCAAGAUACGGGCAGUCAACCGAGACGAAGAUUCCACCUCCAGGUCUAUCGAGACAUCCGCAUUCGAGUCAACAGAAAGCACCAGGACCUACCUCGACAAGCUCAAGUUCUGGGGCUUCCGUGAUUCACGACAACCAAACACCUUCAAGCUUUUCUUCUUGCCCAUCCAGCUCCUCCUCAUGUUUCCUGGCAUGUUCUUCGGUGGCCUCCUCGUCGGUGGAAUCCUCUCCUGGUACAACGUUGUCGGCGGCUCGCUGGCCCUGAUUCUCGGCAACCCUCCGUACAACUUUAGCGCAAACAACAUCGGCCUUUGCUAUCUCGCUUGUGUCGUUGGCGUCACUAUCGGUUGCUUCAUCUCAGGUUGGAUGUCGGAUGCUCUCGCCCUCCGCCUUGCGCGACGAAAUGGAGGCGUCAUGGAACCUGAGCAGCGUCUCUGGACUUGUCUCAUUGCCCUCGUGGCGCACCCUGCCGGCUGUCUCCUCUAUGGAGUUGGUGCAUCAUAUCAGAUCCAUUGGUUCGGAAUCGUAUUUGGUCUAGGCCUCAUCUCUGUCACUCUUCCAAUGGGCUCCAACCUAGCCUUUACCUACAUUCUCGACAGUUACAAGGAGGUUGCCGGCGAGGGUCUUGUCUCAGCUAUCCUUAUCCGCAACAUGAUGGGUUUUGCUUUCGGUUACGCUGUCGUCCCGAUGAUUGAGAAUCUUGGCCUUCGGUAUGCAUUUGUGCUGAUUGCCAUCUUGGGCUUGGCCUUGUGGUGCAGCGCAAUCGUGAUGAUUUAUGUUGGGAAGACUCUUCGACGCUCGACUGCCCAGUCAUACUGGAAUCUCGUUGAACGAUAUGGUGCCACGGCUCAUUAA
Molecule: messenger RNA, 1668 nt
Organism: Fusarium keratoplasticum
Lineage: Eukaryota; Fungi; Ascomycota; Sordariomycetes; Hypocreales; Nectriaceae
Product: MFS domain-containing protein
Exons: 2
Coding region: 1-1668 (555 amino acids)
Biological process (GO): transmembrane transport; methylation
Molecular function (GO): transmembrane transporter activity; methyltransferase activity; nucleic acid binding
Source: RefSeq, a predicted model, not a curated record